Molecule: messenger RNA, 1950 nt
Organism: Acanthosepion pharaonis
Lineage: Eukaryota; Metazoa; Mollusca; Cephalopoda; Sepiida; Sepiidae
Source: the annotation of a GenBank genome assembly
AUGUUAAAUCUUCAAAUUAUUGGCAUUUUUACCAUCUUUCAUGAGCAUAUCAAUUGCUUUCAUUUCCUAACUUCGGUCCUCUCUCUCUCUCAUAUUAGAUCGCUUCGGUUUUCCCUUCUCUCUUUUUUCUCAUUAAGUCGUUUCGAUUUUCCCUUCGUUCUCUCUCUCUGUCUCAUUACCUCGUUUCAGGUUCUCUCUCUCUCUGUCUCAUUACCUCGUUUCAGGUUCUCUCUCUCUCUCUGUCUCAUUACCUCGUUUCAGGUUCUCUCUCUCUCUGUCUCAUUACCUCGUUUCAGGUUCUCUCUCUCUCUGUCUCAUUACCUCGUUUCAGGUUCUCUCUCUCUCUCUGUCUCAUUACCUCGUUUCAGGUUCUCUCUCUCUCUCUGUCUCAUUACCUCGUUUCAGGUUCUCUCUCUCUCUGUCUCAUUACCUCGUUUCAGGUUCUCUCUCUCUCUCUGUCUCAUUACCUCGUUUCAGGUUCUCUCUCUCUCUCUCUGUCUCAUUACCUCGUUUCAGGUUCUCUCUCUCUCUCUCUGUCUCAUUACCUCGUUUCAGGUUCUCUCUGUCUCAUUACCUCAUUUCAGGUUCUCUCUGUCUCAUUACCUCGUUUCAGGUUCUCUCUGUCUCAUUACCUCGUUUCAGGUUCUCUCUGUCUCAUUACCUCGUUUCAGGUUCUCUCUGUCUCAUUUUACCUCGUUUCGCGUCUUCUCUCUGUCUCAUUUUACCUCGUUUCGCGUCUUCUCUCUGUCUCAUAUUACCUCGUUUCGCGUCUUCUCUCUCUGUCUCUCAUUACCUCGUUUCGCGUCUUCUCUCUCUGUCUCUCAUUACCUCGUUUCGCGUCUUCUCUCUCUGUCUCUCAUUACCUCGUUUCGCGUCUUCUCUCUCUGUCUCUCAUUACCUCGUUUCGCGUCUUCUCUCUGUCUCUCAUUACCUCGUUUCGCGUCUUCUCUCUCUGUCUCUCAUUACCUCGUUUCGCGUCUUCUCUCUCUGUCUCUCAUUACCUCGUUUCGCGUCUUCUCUCUCUGUCUCUCAUUACCUCGUUUCGCGUCUUCUCUCUCUGUCUCUCAUUACCUCGUUUCGCGUCUUCUCUCUCUCUCUCAUUACCUCGUUUCGCGUCUUCUCUCUCUGUCUCUCAUUACCUCGUUUCGCGUCUUCUCUCUCUGUCUCUCAUUACCUCGUUUCGCGUCUUCUCUCUCUGUCUCUCAUUACCUCGUUUCGCGUCUUCUCUCUCUGUCUCUCAUUACCUCGUUUCGCGUCUUCUCUCUCUGUCUCUCAUUACCUCGUUUCGCGUCUUCUCUCUCUGUCUCUCAUUACCUCGUUUCGCGUCUUUCUCUCUGUCUCUCAUUACCUCGUUUCGCGUCUUCUCUCUCUGUCUCUCAUUACCUCGUUUCGCGUCUUCUCUCUCUGUCUCUCAUUACCUCGUUUCGCCUCUUCUCUCUCUGUCUCUCAUUACCUCGUUUCGCGUCUUCUCUCUCUGUCUCUCAUUACCUCGUUUCGCCUCUUCUCUCUCUGUCUCUCAUUACCUCGUUUCGCCUCUUCUCUCUCUGUCUCUCAUUACCUCGUUUCGCCUCUUCUCUCUCUGUCUCUCAUUACCUCGUUUCGCCUCUUCUCUCUCUGUCUCUCAUUACCUCGUUUCGCCUCUUCUCUCUCUCUCUCUCAUUACCUCGUUUCGCCUCUUCUCUCUCUGUCUCUCAUUACCUCGUUUCGCCUCUUCUCUCUCUGUCUCUCAUUACCUCGUUUCGCCUCUUCUCUCUCUGUCUCUCAUUACCUCGUUCGCGCCUCUUCUCUCUCUGUCUCUCAUUACCUCGUUUCGCCUCUUCUCUCUCUGUCUCUCAUUACCUCGUUUCGCCUCUUCUCUCUCUCUCUCAUAUUACCUCGUUUCGCCUCUUCUCUCUCUCUCUCUCAUUACCUCGUUUCGCCUCUUCUCUCUCUUUCUCUCACACUUACUAA